Molecule: messenger RNA, 1141 nt
Organism: Sinocyclocheilus grahami
Lineage: Eukaryota; Metazoa; Chordata; Actinopteri; Cypriniformes; Cyprinidae
Product: keratin, type I cytoskeletal 13-like
Exons: 4
Coding region: 167-1006 (279 amino acids)
Cellular component (GO): cytoskeleton
Molecular function (GO): structural molecule activity
Source: RefSeq, a predicted model, not a curated record
CCUUUAAGGUCGCUGGAAUCGUUCCAGGGAAAGCAGUGAGAUGACAUGCAUGGAAUUCCAGGCUUUGUGUCUUAUAUUCAAAUGCACUCUAUAAAAGAAGCUGGCAUUCUUCUUCCAUCAUUUACUGACCUGCCAGAGCAGACGCAGACAGAAAGUCUUGGUCAACAUGGCUUCCACCUACUCCACCCGCAGCAGCUACAUGUCCUCCAGCGGCUCCACGCGUAUAUCCACGUCUAGCGUGGGAAGCAGCCGCAUGAGCACCGCGAGGGCCGGGAGUGUGUACGCCGGCGCAGGAGGUUCAGGGGUCCGCAUCUCUAAGGCCACUUACUCUGUUGGAGGUUUCAGUGCGUCAGGAUCUGCAGACAACAGCAUCAUUGGCAAUGAGAAACUCACCAUGCAGAGCCUCAAUGACCGUCUGGCUGCUUACCUGGUCAAAGUGCGCUCACUGGAGAAGGCCAACGCUGAACUGGAGCUGAAGAUCCGCCAGUUCCUAGAUGGCAAAGCCUCCCCUGUUGCUCGUGACUACAGCUCCUACUUUGUCACCAUACAGGAUCUUCAGGCUAAGAUCAUGGCAGCCAUUCACCUGAAGGGUGGCAUCCAUCUCAGCAUUGACAACACCAGCCUGGCCAUUAAUGAUUUCAAAAUGAAAUAUGAAACCGAGCUGGCCAUGCGUCAGUCAGUGGAAGCAGACAUUACCGGCCUGAAGAGGGUGCUUGGUGAGCUCAACAUCACCAGAAAAGACUUUGCCAUGCAGAUCGAAGGGCUGAAGGAGGAGCUGGUCUAUCUGAAGAAGAAUCAUGAGGAGGAUAUGUUGGCCACACGUGGACAAAUGAGUGGACAGGUUCACGUCGAGGUCGAUGCAGCUCCACAGCAAGAUCUCACCAAGAUCCUGGCAGAAAUCCGUGAGCACUACGAAGCAGUCACAGCAAAAAACCAAAGAGAUCUGGAGUACUGGUUCAAGACAAAGGCGAGAUUUAUCAAAACAUACAGGGACAGAAGCCUUUAAUGUGCUUUUCAUGACCAAAUGUUUCAAGUAAGCAAUCUCUUUCUGCUUUUUAUUUCAGACGGAAACUCUGAAACAAGAAGUUGUCACCAGCACCACAGACCUGAAAACAUCUCGCACUGAAAUCAAUACGGUCAA